Molecule: messenger RNA, 1769 nt
Organism: Spea bombifrons (plains spadefoot toad)
Lineage: Eukaryota; Metazoa; Chordata; Amphibia; Anura; Pelobatidae
Product: tachylectin-2-like
Exons: 4
Coding region: 351-1634 (427 amino acids)
Cellular component (GO): extracellular region
Source: RefSeq, a predicted model, not a curated record
UAUACCCUGUCUGUGUGUCUGAUUUCUCUCAAGCCACUCGGUAAAGAUAUCUAUAUAAUUUGGAACCCCCAAGGUAUAGAAUUAAUCAGAAAUUCUCCGACAACCUGUACGAAGCUGGUAAUAUAUGUUACUCAUUCCUGUUAUAGACCUGUUUCUUACUUUUGUCCCUCACUGAUCCUCUUGUCCUCAAGCUUUGUAGCACAAUAAGGACCCAGUGUUUACAGAGCCAAAGAGGACAGAAUUUGUCUAAGUAAAGUAUUCUUUUUUAUCCUGUUUGUUAAGUCAAGAACUUCACAAAGACCACUCCAGAUCAGCAGAAGGAAGAGAGUGAAGACCCUCUACGCGCAGCAAUGGGAGAACUUGAGACCGUCUUAUUUGCUCUUGCUGGGGACUUUUCCGUAAGAGUUGGGCUGCCCCCUAAGAACCGUAUGGAUAGUUAUUACAAUAGGGCAGCUAGUUUUGGCAAGCUAAAUGAUGCCAGCAAAGUUCUCUUUAACCCAAAAGGGGAGCUGUAUGUGGUUCGUGGAGGUGAUCUGUAUACAGGGCACAUGCCAUCAAGAGCUGUUGAAGACUGGUAUUCUGCUGCUAACAGAGUUGGAAAAGGUGAUUGGAGCAAGUUCAAAUUCCUGUUCUUCCACCCCGAUGGCACUCUGUAUGGAGCUACCCAUGCUGGGGAGUUCUACAAGGGUCCAGUACCAACUAAUGAAAACGUCUCCUGGCUUUAUGGCCAGACUACAAUGAUAGGAACCUGCAACUGGAAUAGGUUUGAUGCUCUUUUCUUUGACGCUGAUGGCAUCAUGUAUGGAGUCACUGACACAGACAAGCUCCUGAAAAGAAGCCCACCUACUUAUCCCGAAGAUGAAUGGAUGUCCACAAGCACAACCAUUGGUGAUGGUGGAUGGUCAAGGCUCACCCAUUUCAUGGGUUUCAGCCCUGACCGAAUGCUGUGGUGUGUGGAUAAAUAUAAUGGAAAUAUCUAUAAAGGUCCACCUCCAACUAAAGAAGAUACAGGAUAUUUGAAAAAAGCAGAACAAUUGGGAUGGGAUUACAAUAAGUUUAGAGUGUUUUGCUUUACAAAAGACAAAACAAUCCAGAGUAUGCUCAGCUUCGAGUUCUUAAUUGAUUCAGGUAGAAUCACAUCAGAAUCUGUUGAAGUGGUGAAAAAACAAAUAUAUGACAAUAGGGGAAGCAGCACACCGCUUUACUAUUCAUUUGUGAUAACCGCCCAAUAUGUUUCUAUAUGUGCCAGAUUCAACAAAACCAUGAAGGAGACAAGUGAAUUUACCCACUCACAUGGCUUCAACUUCGAAAUGGGCACUGAACUCACUUUUAAAACUGGCAUCCCAGGUAUGGAGGAAGGAGGUACAAAGAUUACCAUGAAUUUCAGCACGACCCACAACUGGAGCUUCACCACGACCAACGAAACAGAGACUUCGUUUUCUUCAAGUACUGAGGUGGAGUUGGAAGGUGGGAAAGCGAUCCGUGUAGUGGCUUCGGUGAAGAAAGCUGAGAUGGAUGUGCCGUACCGCGCCAGAGUCCGCACCCUCUUUGGUUAUGAAACCACCAUCGAAGGCGUGUGGAAAGGCGUUUCCCAUUACGAUCUCGUGGUCAAACAGGAAGACUAUUCUGGAUAAAUCACAAUUUCUGCGUUUGCUGUGUGGGACCUCCAUCCGCUGAAGUUUUCAUACUUUCUAUCAGAAAACAAAAAGCUUUAUAUUCAGGUAUAAUCACUAAAAAAAGAGUUAACUCAUCUCUGAUAUACACUGAAU